CUGAGAUUAGUUAACUGCAGUCACUUGGCUUUACAUUGCAAAUAUCGUUAGCAUUAACUAAAUUAAUUCUUUUAGGACCAGGUCAAGAAUUUUUUUCCUGUUGUUGUCUUUUGAGCACUUGAACCUCUACUUUUGGACAACUUUCACUCAGUCAUGUCUCUGAUGGAACUAACCUGCAAUAUGCCAUUUAACCUCUGUUUUGUAAGCUCAAAAUUCUGCUCAGAAGUGUCAAGUUUAUGGUUUUACUUUAUUAGAAAUGUCUUCAACCUUGUUAUUCAGGAAACAAAUAACUUUACUAAAGAAGAUGUGGAGGCGUACAAGUAUGCUUUGAGUCAGUCUGGAUGUAGCGGUCCCAUAAACUAUUACAGGGAAGCACUGUCAUCUGAUUUGCCUCGAGGUCACACCCGCACAAAGAUCAAGGCCCCGACCCUUGUGGUUUGGGGAACAGGAGAUAUCUAUCUUAUGAAAGAAACCUUGAUAGGAACAGAACAGUAUGUGGAGAACUUGACCAUCAAGUAAGACGUUCAUUUGGCGUUUUAUGACAAAUAAACAAACAAACAAAACAAAAGGAAAGUAAAAUCCAGGCUGUGUAUCAAUACAUGUUUCAUAGGGAAGUACUAAACAAGAUUGGUAAAUGACGGAAGGUGCAGGGGACAGUGACACUUGUCAGUCAUAACUUUUUCUGCAAAACUACCAAAAGUCAGACUGGAUUUUGCACGCCGUAGCUUUUAGUUGUUAGGUGCCUCGAUUUUUAACUUAUUGCCUUUAAGUUUAAGAAACAUUAAUUCUAGAGUUUUAUUUAGGAAAGCCUUAGAUGAUUAUUACUUGUAAU
Orbicella faveolata is the source of this 832-nucleotide messenger RNA. RefSeq names its product epoxide hydrolase 4-like. Lineage: Eukaryota; Metazoa; Cnidaria; Anthozoa; Scleractinia; Merulinidae. Gene Ontology annotation, molecular function: catalytic activity. The record is from RefSeq and is a predicted model, not a curated record.